This is a messenger RNA of Leptosomus discolor (cuckoo roller), 1621 nucleotides long. It is a transcript of the gene CHRNB4, whose product is annotated as cholinergic receptor nicotinic beta 4 subunit. Gene Ontology annotation, molecular function: transmembrane signaling receptor activity; acetylcholine-gated monoatomic cation-selective channel activity. The record is from RefSeq and is a predicted model, not a curated record. Lineage: Eukaryota; Metazoa; Chordata; Aves; Leptosomiformes; Leptosomidae. Gene Ontology annotation, cellular component: postsynaptic membrane. Gene Ontology annotation, biological process: monoatomic ion transmembrane transport.
CCAGGUCCUACUGUCUGUCUCUUUCCAGGCAUUUAAUACCUCCAAGAUUCAGGUUUGCAUUUACAUGUCUUCCUUGUGCAUCCCUGACAACAGAGCCUAUUGCCAGCUGUCUUAACUGAAGAAUAGUAAUCCUCCUCUUCUUCUUAUUGCCAUGAGGAAUACAUACACCCUCUUUCUCUUUGUAGUGGGCUCCUUUUAUUUUAACGGAAGCACCGCAGCAGAUGCUGAAGAAAAGCUAAUGAACCACCUACUGAGUCCUGACAGGUACAAUAAGUUAAUUCGACCAGCUGUCAACUCAUCCCAGUUGGUAUCUAUAGAACUGCAGGUUUCCCUGGCACAGCUCAUCAGCGUGAAUGAACGGGAGCAGAUCAUGACCACAAACGUCUGGCUGAACCAGGAGUGGAUUGAUUAUCGUUUGGCUUGGAAGCCCUCUGACUAUGAAGGAAUAAAUAAGCUGAGAAUACCUGCAAAACAUAUCUGGUUGCCAGACAUUGUGCUUUACAACAAUGCGGAUGGCACAUACGAAGUUUCACUAUACACAAAUGCAAUUGUAAAGAAUAAUGGAAGCAUUCGCUGGUUACCACCAGCCAUUUACAAGAGCGCCUGCAAGAUUGAAGUCAAGCAUUUCCCAUUUGAUCAACAAAACUGCACAUUAAAGUUCCGGUCUUGGACAUAUGAUCAUACAGAAAUUGAUAUGGUGCUUAAAACUUCCAUGGCAAGCAUGGACGACUUUACACCAAGUGGAGAGUGGGAUAUUGUAGCGCUCCCAGGAAGGAGGACUGUAAAUCCUCUGGACCCCAAUUAUGUCGAUGUGACAUAUGACUUCAUUAUUAAAAGGAAACCUCUUUUUUAUACCAUCAAUCUUAUCAUCCCCUGUGUGCUAAUUACAUCCUUAGCCAUCCUGGUGUUCUACUUGCCUUCAGACUGUGGUGAAAAAAUGACGUUAUGCAUAUCCGUGUUGCUUGCCUUGACUGUGUUCUUGCUGCUGAUCUCCAAAAUAGUCCCUCCAACAUCUCUAGAUGUUCCACUGAUUGGGAAGUAUCUCAUGUUUACAAUGGUACUAGUGACCUUCUCAAUAGUCACCAGUGUCUGUGUACUCAAUGUCCACCAUAGAUCUCCAAGUACUCACACUAUGCCUCCUUGGGUAAAGCUGGUUUUCCUUGAAAGACUCCCAGCCUAUCUGUUCAUGAAGCGUCCGGAAAAUAAUUCUCCACGGCAAAAGAUGUGUAACUGCAAAAAGACAAAAGCAGAGAAUCCUUGUAUGGAGGCAGCCGACUUGUACAAGAACUCCACAUAUUUUUUGAAUACAACCUCUGCCAAAAAAUAUGAUAUGAAAAACAGCGAGACUCUUGACAACAUCAGCAGUCACCGAGAUUUCAGAUUAAGAACAGGCACGAAAUUUUCUCCUGAAGUCCAAGAAGCCAUCGAUGGAGUCAGUUUUAUAGCAGAGCACAUGAAAAGUGAUGACAAUGACCAGAGCGUCAUUGAAGAUUGGAAGUAUGUUGCCAUGGUAGUGGACAGGCUGUUUCUCUGGAUAUUCGUCCUUGUUUGUGUUCUGGGGACUGUUGGAUUAUUUCUGCAGCCACUUUUUCAAAACCACACUGCUGCCAUGAACCCUUAG